Molecule: messenger RNA, 1159 nt
Organism: Micropterus salmoides (largemouth bass)
Lineage: Eukaryota; Metazoa; Chordata; Actinopteri; Centrarchiformes; Centrarchidae
Product: CDGSH iron-sulfur domain-containing protein 3, mitochondrial-like
Exons: 3
Coding region: 149-568 (139 amino acids)
Cellular component (GO): intracellular membrane-bounded organelle
Molecular function (GO): 2 iron, 2 sulfur cluster binding
Source: RefSeq, a predicted model, not a curated record
GGUGUGUUUACUUUAGGUGUCGCAGUAAAGAGGCCAUGUUGUAAUAUUGGCCGGGGUCCUACAAGGCUCCUGAGGACGCUGCAAAGACCAAAGGGUUCCCCACCGAGUGUUGUAGUAGCAAUAUUACGCCUUCGUCCGCUUGAACAAAAUGAACACAGCCAGCUUUAUAUCCGCAGUGCGGAGAGGAUGCGCGCAGACCAGACGUCCUCAAAUACCUUUUUCCUCUUCGAUGGUUCAGUGCUGCCUGCAGUCCACGCAGCCUGUCCCUGCAGCCCGGCUGCCCUACAGAGUGAAGGUGUCUGCUGGGAAACGCUACGCAUGGUGUGCUUGUGGACACAGUAAAAAACAGGUGUGCACGGCAUGCGAUCAACUUUCAGAGCCUUUCUGUGAUGGGGCUCACAGGACAAAAGCUCCGGGCAUCUCUCCUCUACACUUCACCCCUGACAAAGACAGGAAGUUCAUGCUGUGUGCCUGUAAGCAAACCAGAAACGCACCGUACUGUGACGGCUCACACUUCCGGGUCAUCUUCCGGGAUUUGGUGAAGUCGGUGAAAGGCAUCUUUAAAUGAAUAGUUCAUCUCAACCAAAGUACGCCUGCUGUGGAGAUCAUCAGUAACAGUAUUCAUUUGAUAAUGCAUCUGGGUUGAACUCAUUACAUUUUGACAUUUAUGGCGGUUUGCCUUUUGUUGGGAAAAUGUGAUGCCCUGCAUCGUGUUAUCCUCUUCAUACUUGUCAGACUGACAUUUUGGCUGUAUAAAUGAAGUGAUUCAUGAUGAAGUAUAUAUGUUUUGUAGCCUAUGUUGCAUAUAUAUGCAUAUAAAAAUGCGUAAUCCAAUAAAAAUACUUAACAAAACAAAUAUGUUGCAUUGGAAAUGUGAAUUUCAACUAGAGCAAGCGAUUGUUAACAAUGUGGCUUGUGCCAAAGCAGAGCAGCAACAGUUGCUAUUAAAUAUAGAUUUUUAUUUAUUGAUUUAAAAAUAUGUCCCAGAGUUUCUCUCCAUGAUGAUCAAAGGACUGCGGUCUCUCUAAAAUGUGUAUAAUUGUUGCAUUUAUUCAUGUGUUUGUGCAUGUGUGUGUAAUACUAAACAUUAACAACAGAGUGAAAAAAAACAUUGAAUCCCCCCUUGCAGGAUUAAUAAAGCAUGUCUUCUUCUUCUGUA